Messenger RNA from Caenorhabditis bovis, 2787 nucleotides. NCBI's taxonomy places the organism in Eukaryota, Metazoa, Nematoda, Chromadorea, Rhabditida, Rhabditidae. The record is from the annotation of a GenBank genome assembly.
AUGGUGUCUCGCGACGAAAAUGAAGAAGAAAAACAGUUUUGUAUUGUUAAUGUGGCAACUACGAUGGAAAAUCUCGCACAAACUGUCGAAAGAGUCGACCUUCUCACAUUUGUAGAUGUUUAUGAGCAGCUUUGCAAAUUUAUCGGAAUGCUGGGAAAGAUUUUCGAGUUCGUUGAGCAGGAUGUGCGUCAAAAGAUUGCAAAUCUCAAAAUUUUGUACGAAAAAGAUCCGGACGCAUACAGCUCAAUUCAUUCGAUGGUUGAACACGAAGUUUCUCAAAAAGCGUUGCACAAAAACAGCGGAUGCCAUGCAAUUUUGCAUUUAAAUAGGGCUCUUGAGUUUAUUAUGGAUUUCAUGCAUUCCGCAAGCACCGCCUCCAAUGAAGAUAGCAUCGCGAAAAUUUGCAAAGAAACAUAUGACGGAACAUUGGCGAAAUUUCAUCCAUGGGUUAUCAGGACUGCCGUCAAAUUGGCUGUUUAUACGCUUCCGCCACGCGAAAAGCUUCUAGAAUUAAUUAAAGGAGAUCUCCUUCAUGAAGACGACGUUCGCGAGAAAAUCUUCGUCGUCGUCGAAAAUGGCAAAAUCGUUCAUGAGAGAAUCAAUUCGAUCUACACAACUCACGAUUUGCACAAAAUUAUGAUAAAUUCUGGAAUGAUUGAAGAAUGCAUUGCGGGAAGUGCCAUCACAGAUAUCGCAAUUAGCCCCAACAAUUUGUUUAUUGUAACAGCUUCCGGAUAUGCAUGUGAGAUUUUGCAAAAAGAAAGAAGACGGGAGAAUCGAACGAUUUUGUCUCACGAAUCUCCAGUUGUAUCGGUUUUCUUUCUAUCAAAUUCAAAGUUUGUCGCGGUUAACGAAAAUGGCGAAGUGUGUGAAUAUCAAAUCGAUGAAUCGACAAGGAAUGUUGAAAAAAUCGAAUCACGACGUGUCACGGCGUUUCCUGUCAUCGCGGCGUUUCCGCAAAAUAUUCAAGAAAACGAGGAAUAUGACUUGUGGAUUGUAAUAAAGAAGGAGAAUAAAAUAAUUGAGGAAGCUGUUGAAAUCUGCUAUACAGGAAAGAAAAGCUCGCUGGAAUUGGUGUUGGAGAUUCCGAAAGACAUUCGAAAAGAACAGAUUCAUAUCAAUGAGAACGUCGUCUCAUAUUGUUCGAGUAGCUAUGUGAAAGCAGUUUUAUUGAAUAAGGAAAAGAAAAUUGAGAAGAAAACCCAAUUCACAUUAAAAAACAAAAAUCAAAACUUUGAGCAAAAAUUUAUUCGACUUUCUGCCGAGGGCAAUUAUUUAGCAGUUGUUCUCUCAAACGGCGGUGUAUACCAAUGGUCAAAUUUGCGCACGGCUGGUGUCUCGGACACGUUCCAUUCGUCUCAUUGGCACAAAGUCGCCCCUCAAAUCGUCGUCACCAAAUUCGGCAAUAUUUUGACGGCUGGUGCAGAAUGCGCGUUGGCGCGAUUCACCAAGGGUGUCAAAGAGCCCACCAUUUUGCCGCGACUCGUGGCGCCGAUAACUCGAAUGAAAUUGUCGCCGGAUUCGUCGUCACUUGUCCUUGUUAUGGAAGACAAUUCAAUUCACAUCGUUCUCCUAGCCACUAUGGCCAUUGAAGCUUCAAUGUCGGCAUUUGAAUAUUGUUCGAGAUCGUUCAACACAAUAUUCUCAUUGGAUUGCGCUUCUUCCAAAUAUGGAAUUAUGAAUGCUGCUCCUGGCUCAAUUCAAUGGGUUGAUGUUUUCUCCGGAAAAUCGGCAUUCAAGAUGUCUGUUACUAUGGAAAAUGCAGUUGAUGGUGAUAUGAGUCUCGUCGGCAUUAAUCAAGCAUAUCGCGAUGUUUGCCGAAUUUCGCUCGGCAAGGACGUGAUGGCGACUAUUGAGCAGUAUGUCCAUUUUGAUGGAGAUAGUCACAUCAGAUUCUGGAAACGCAAUAGUUAUCGAGAUGCUAGCCAUGUUGCCACGUAUGCAGUUCCGAUUGACACAGAAUUUGUUGCCGCUUGCAAGGAUACUAGUGUACAAUUUGGAAAGACGAUUGUGACAGCGACAAAAAGUGGAAACUUGAGUGUUUGGGAGUUUGACGAACAAGAUCUUGAUGUUCGCGAAGAUUGUUCGAGAAAACGGAAUUGGCAGGAAUCUCCGAUAAAUGCGAUCUCGUCGAUUUCGGGAAGCGGAAUGUUUGCCAGUGCACAUGAUUCGAAUAUUGUUUUAUGGAAUGUCGAAGAUAUGAAAAUCCAAGAUAUAAUCAGUGCUGGAGACAAGAUUUUAUCGCUCGAAUUCUUUAAUCGAUAUUUGAUAGUGGCGACCGAAUCGAGCGUGACAUGCUUCGACACACUAUGCUUAUCAAUUAUUUGGAGGGUCUUGCAACGCGCCAAAGUGCACAUUUCGGCUCAGGCUUGUUUCGCAUUCGAUCGUGAGCAUGUGAUGCAGUUUGAAGCGAAGAGCGGCCGCGUUUUGAACAGCUUCAAGUUCUCGGUGCCCGUCGAUGAGCUGCUCGUCGUGAAUGCUGGCAAAGACUUUGCCUAUCUCGCCAAAACGAGCAAGGGAAUUCUGAGAAUGAAGACGUCGGCAACGGCGACGACACCGGCUCGUGUUGAGGAUGACCCGAUGGAAAUUGAGACGCCGUUCCAGAAGCUCGGAAAACUCAAAGAGGAUGACACGCCGAUUCCAGUUGACAUGAAGCUUGUUAAAACUCCGAAUCCCGACGGUGAUCGAUUAUUCGGCGGUCCUGUUCAUUCGCUUCCUCCGAUUUCAUUCCUCGCCCCGCUUUUCAUUGAAAACUCGCUGCUACCGCCAGCAGUUCGAACUUCUUAA